AUGACGGUCCGCGCCCACCCCUACUUCCCGCUCGACCUGCACCUUCCCGAGUAUGUGCCGCUGCAAGUGGACUUUGUCUACAUCCUGGGAGUCUUCUUCGCAGCCGUGGUGCUGGUUUUUGCCGGCACAUGGGUGCUGUCAGGUGGGUGCAGGCGUCACAAGCACCUGACCACCACCGAGCGCCUGCUGGCGUGCUGGUUCAUGGUGACGGGGCUGAUCCACUUUGUGAUUGAGGGCUGGGUGGUGGCCAAGGCAGACUUCUACCAGGAUGCAUCGGGCAACUACCUGUCAGACACAUGGAAGGAGUACAGCAAGGCGGACAGCCGCUACGCCUCCCGCGACUCCUUCAUCAUCUCCAUGGAGGCCAUCACCGCCUUUUUGUGGGGCCCGCUGUGCCCGCUGCUGGUGCACGCCAUCUUCGCCGUCAAGCCCUGGCGCUACACGCUGAUGGCGGUGGUGUCGGUGGGCCAGAUCUAUGGCGACGUGCUCUACUACGGCACCUGCUUCCUGGAGGGCUUCAUCCACUCCCGCCCCGAGCCCCUCUACUUCUGGUUCUACUUUGUGCUCAUCAACGCCAUCUGGAUCGUGGUGCCCUUCCUCUGCCUCCUCCACGCCUGGAACAAGAUCAGCGCCGCAGUCGGCAGCAGCAAGCCCAAGGCCAAGCGCAGGUGACGCGGCGGGGGCCCAGGCCAGCACCCCGCGUGGAUGGUCCUGUACAACGCUGCAAUUUUCACAGUUCAUUCUGAAAGAGAGGACUG
Chlorella variabilis is the source of this 758-nucleotide messenger RNA. RefSeq lists its product as hypothetical. The record is from RefSeq and is a predicted model, not a curated record. Gene Ontology annotation, molecular function: steroid Delta-isomerase activity; cholestenol delta-isomerase activity; C-8 sterol isomerase activity. Gene Ontology annotation, cellular component: endoplasmic reticulum; membrane. The transcript is spliced from 4 exons. Bases 1 to 672 code for a protein of 223 amino acids. NCBI's taxonomy places the organism in Eukaryota, Viridiplantae, Chlorophyta, Trebouxiophyceae, Chlorellales, Chlorellaceae. Gene Ontology annotation, biological process: sterol biosynthetic process.